Messenger RNA from Saccostrea cuccullata (small rock oyster), 468 nucleotides. RefSeq lists its product as uncharacterized. The coding region runs from base 40 to 468 and encodes 142 amino acids. Lineage: Eukaryota; Metazoa; Mollusca; Bivalvia; Ostreida; Ostreidae. The transcript has 3 exons. The record is from RefSeq and is a predicted model, not a curated record.
AUUCAUUCCUGUGUGUCUAGUUUCACCACCACAUUAGACAUGAGACGACAAGAUGUCUUUUAUGGUUCUAAAGUUGGGAAUACAACAAACCCCAAGUUUUUAGAAAUAGAUUCAUGGAAAAAUUAUCUGGACAAGAUAUCAGUGAGAGUGGUAGAUUUACAACACUCCUCCUCACCACUCAUCUACCAGACAGAGUUCUCUGACUACAAUCUUAAAAUAGGAGACAACAUACUGUCACAACACUGGCGACAAAAGAAACUAACAGCAAGUUAUUUCUCGGAUAAAAAUUCUUUUUCUAUCCAGUUAACGUACAAGGCGUACUGUUCUGAAGGUUACUAUGGAUCAGACUGUACAGCUCAUUGUCCUGGUAAUCCACAGAAGUGUGUCGUCAACGGUCACACCUACUGUAAAAUGGGUAAGAUAUCCAUACCUACUGUAAACUGGGUAAGUUAUCCAUACCUGCUGUAA